CGUUGACUCCAGGUUUCCAUUAUGAGGUUCUGAAGCCGUAUGUGAAACACAGAUGACAGAAUCUACUAAGGUUAUGCUGAACAAAUGGGAAAGUACUGCAAAGACCAACAAGACUUUUGAAUUGUUUGAACAAGUGAGCCUUAUGACACUAGACAGCAUCAUGAAGUGCGCCUUCAGCUGCAGCAGUAACUGCCAGACAGAGGGUGGAACAAAUGCCUACAUCAAAGCAGUUUAUGAGCUCAGUCACCUCAGUAACCUUCGGUUCAGGACGUUUCCAUACCACAAUGACCUCAUUUUUUAUCUCAGUCCACAUGGUUACAGAUACAGGAAAGCAGUCAGGGUGGCUCACAAUCAUACAGAUGAAGUCAUAAAAAAGAGAAAAGAAGCUCUCGAGGAAGUGAAUGAGCUCAGCCGCUUACAGGCCAAGAGAAACUUGGACUUCCUGGACAUUCUUCUCUUUGCAAGAGAUGAGCAGCAGCAAGGUCUGUCAGAUGAAGAUCUACGAGCAGAAGUAGACACCUUCAUGUUUGAGGGCCACGACACCACAGCCAGUGGCAUCUCUUUCGCCCUCUACUGUCUUGCCUGCAACCCGAAGCACCAGAAGAUUUGCAGGGAUGAAAUCAAUGAAGUUCUGGGUGGCAAGGACACUAUGGACUGGGAGGAUCUCAGUAAUAUUCCAUACACUACAAUGUGUAUAAAAGAAUCCCUUCGUCUUUACCCUCCUGUGCCAGGAACAGCCAGAAGGCACAAACCCAUGACCUUUUUUGAUGGAAGGACUUUGCCAGCAGGUUCCCGCAUUGGAAUAAGUGUGUUUGGAAUCCACAGAAAUGCAACUGUCUGGGAAAACCCUGAUGUCUUUGAUCCACUGCGUUUCCUCCCGGAGAAUGUUUCCAAGAGAUCACCUCAUGCCUUUGUUCCCUUCGCAGCUGGGCCAAGAAACUGCAUUGGCCAGAACUUUGCGAUGAAUGAGAUGAAAGUGGCGAUUGCCUUGACACUGAAGCGCUACGAGCUGAUAGAGGAUCCCUCUUUCAAACCCAAGCUCAUUGCGAGACUGAUACUUCGCUCUCUAAAUGGCAUCUACAUCAAGAUCAAGCCUGUAAACCCAGUGGAGUAAUUAAAGGGAAGCACCUGAUGGGACUGCUGAGAAUACAUUGUUCAGUUAGUGAUUAAUUUAGGUUGAUUUAAAGUAAUAGUAUCCAACAUCAAAGUUAGACUUAGAAUGUUACAGAUAAUUGUACAUUGUAUUUUGUAUAUGUUCAGAAUGAAUUGGUUGUUGAAAAAUUAUAAUCUUUCUACUGACCUUGAAACACUAUCCUACAGUUUUCCUACAGGAUGUUUUUGCCCUUAUAUGUGAAAGACUAAUAGAACUUUGUUUUCAGAAAUUUGCUCCUAAUCAGUUUGCAGCAAAUCUGAAAUAUUGAAAAGUGAGUUUGUAUUUUGUGAUUUGUAUUGUAAAUCGAAUAGAAGAAUAAAUGCAUUAUCUAAGAUGUUCACUGAAUAAACGUAAGAAUAGAUGUGAUUAGGGUAAGUAAAAGUUUAUCAGAACAUACAGUAGGUUACUUCAUAUGUGUGAUUUUUAAGUGCAAUGGAGCUAUGGUCAUUUAUGUAUGCCAUUUUCAGAUUUGAGGAAAGGAAAUAAAAAUAUUACAGCUGCUAUUAGAUACUAAAACUUCUUAUGCCUUCCACCAAAACCGUGAAAAAAGAAAUAAAUGGCUUCACUCCA
Messenger RNA from Acanthochromis polyacanthus (spiny chromis), 1723 nucleotides. Its product is annotated as cytochrome P450 4B1. Gene Ontology annotation, molecular function: monooxygenase activity; heme binding; iron ion binding. NCBI's taxonomy places the organism in Eukaryota, Metazoa, Chordata, Actinopteri, Pomacentridae. The record is from RefSeq and is a predicted model, not a curated record.